AUGGGUAACAGAGAAGGCGUACCUCUGGCUUCCGUUGAUCGCGAGGAAGCUGUCGCUGAAGACACGCCUUUCCAACUGGGCAAUUUCGCCAUCGACGACCCGCGUCCUAUGAAAGUGGUUGUCAUUGGCGCAGGAUAUUCUGGGGUGAUAGCAGGCAUUCGCUUUCGUCAAUAUAUUCCCAAUCUUGACUUAACGAUAUAUGAUGCCAACGCGGGGGUCGGCGGGACCUGGUACAGCAAUAAAUAUCCCGGUCUGGCGUGCGAUACCAUGUGGUACGUCCUACAGAGUAUCAGAAUCAUCGUUGCACAAGUGCUGAAUUCCUUCCGGUAUCAACCCACCUUUGCGCCUAACCCCAAUUGGUCCAAAUUCUACGUACCCGGUCCCGAGAUCCGCGAGCACAUCGAGAACAUGGUAGAGAAGUGGAAGCUCAUGCCGUAUAUCAAACUUCGCCAUCGGCUCGUGCAUGCGCAAUGGGACGAGGCCAAAGGAAAGUGGAUGCUCACCAUCCGCGUCGUGCAGGAGCAGGCCGGCAAGGACAACGCCAAACCCGAGGAUGCGAUUGAGUUUCAGGACACCGCAGAUGUGCUCUUCACCGGCUUUGGUAUGCUCAGUCGCUGGUCCUGGCCUGACAUAGAGGGUCUACGCACGUUCAAGGGGCCUGUAAUCCACAGUGCGCAGUGGGAGACUGUUGAUGGCGCGGAGACCUGGGAGGAUAGCGUCAAGAACUGGGGCGACAAGCGUGUCGGCGUUAUUGGCGUGGGUUCGUCGGGCAUACAGAUUGUACCGGCGCUGCAACCUCGCGUUGGCAAGCUCGUCAACUUCGUCCGCGGCAAGACCUGGAUCUCGGGCACUUUCGCUUCGAACACAUUGCAAGCGUUAGCGGGAACCCAGGCUUGCGACAACUAUGAGUUCACGCAAGCGGAUAAGGAACGCUUCCAGGACCCAGUGCAAUACAUGCAGUUCAGACGCGGCAUGGAGAUGGAGAGCAAUGCAGCCUAUGCGGCGACUUUGCGAGGAAGCGAAGGCCAACUCGUGGGCCGCAAGGAGUUGAGAGAGAUCAUGGAAAGGAAGCUUGCGAAGAAGCCCUGGAUAGCUAAGCAUCUAAUACCCGAAUUCGGCCUGGGUUGUCGCAGGCUCACGCCUGGUCCUGGUUAUCUCGAGGCGUUGUGCGAGGAUAACGUUGACUUCGUCGCGUCGCCGAUCAAGCGUGUCACCGAGAACGGUGUCGUUACCGAGGAUGGAACAGAGAUAAACUUGGACAUCCUGAUCUGCGCCACGGGCUACGAUACGUCUUUCCAGCUUGGGUUCCCUUUCAUCGGCAAAGGCGGCGUCGACUUGAAGGAUAAGUACACGCCGCAUCCCAGGACUUAUCUCGCUGUUGCAGUCGACGGCUUCCCGAAUUGGUUCCAGUCUUUCGGUCCCAACUCAGGCGGCGGGUCGGGAUCACUGACUGCCACUAUCGAGGCGCAGAUUGGGUACGCUGUGAAGGCGACGGCAAAGCUCCAGCGGGAGCGGCUGAAGAGCCUGGAUGUCAAGAAAGAAGCAGUGGAUGACUUCGAUGAAUACCUCGAGGCCUUCUUUCCGAAUAGCGUGUUCAGUGAGACGUGUAAGUCAUGGUACAAGAAUGGCAAAGCCGAGGGCCGUAUCUGGGCGCUGUGGCCAGCUAAGUCUUCCCGCCGGGACGAAGGAUCGACGCUCCACUUCGUGCGAGCUCUUGAGCACCCUCGCUGGGAAGACUUUUCGUAUGAGCCCCUCGAGAAGAUGGAUCGAAAUCGGUUUUAUUGGCUUGGUAAUGGCGCGACUGGAGCGGACAUGGACCCUGCCGGUAACAAAGCCUUCUAUCUGGAUAACAUCGAUGUUCCUCCAGGUAAUGCGCACGGUGCCUCGCCUAACCGAGAUGGAGUCGCGCUCGCACAGAACAGCUCUGGCUUCCGUAUGGGCAAUUUUGCUGUUGAUGAGCCUCGUCGCAUGAAAGGUGACCUGCACCCGAGGGAUUUUCGCUUCGUUGUCAUCGGCGCAGGAUACUCUGGCAUCAUUGCCGGAAUUCGUUUCCGCCAGCACAUCCAGAAUCUUGACCUCAAGAUCUACGAAGCGAACGCGGGUGUCGGUGGGACCUGGUACACCCAUAAAUAUCCGGGGCUUGCUUGUGACAUCCCAGGUCAUGCAUAUCAACCGACCUUUGAUCAUAAUCCGGACUGGUCUCAGUACUAUGCCUCUGGGGCAGAAGUCGGCGCAUACCUCGAGCACAUUGUUGACAAGUGGAAGCUCAUGCCCUACAUCAAGCUUCGCCACCGCCUUGUUCGCGCGGAAUGGUCAGAUGAGUCAGGCAAGUGGUUACUCACGUUCCAAGGUCCCGACGGGGCCAAGAUACGUGACGUCGCGGACGUGCUCUUCACGGCUGUCGGAAUGUUGAGACGCUGGUCUUGGCCCGAUAUAAGUGGCCUGCGAGCAUUUGGCGGGCCCGUGAUACACAGCGCCCAAUGGGAAACAGGCCUUGCAGAUACGACCUGGGAGCAAAGCGUGAAAGGGUGGGCAAACAAAAGGGUUGGAGUGAUAGGUACUGGAUCAUCCGCGCUCCAGAUUGUUCCAGCCCUGCAGCCUCACGUCGACAAACUCGUAAACUUCGCGCGUGGCAAGACCUGGGUGACGGGUUCCUUCGGCGCGAGCGUACUCCAGAACUUGACCGGUCAAGCGGCCUGCGACAACUAUACGUUCAGCGACGAAGACAAGCGCAAGUUUCAUGACGCAGAAGAGUAUCGCAAGUUCAGGCGCGACCUAGAAAGGGAGGUCAAUAGUGCCUUCAAGAUGGUGCUGCGAGACAGCGAAGUCCAAGUACAGAUGCGCGAGCAGCUGACGGAGGUGACGAAGAAGCGAUUGGAGAAGAAGCCGUGGAUCGCUGACCAUCUGAUCCCCGAGUUCGGAGUCUCGUGUCGUAGGCCGACGCCAGGCCCCGGCUACCUGGAAGCUCUGUGCGAGGACAAUGUCGACUUCGUGCCAUUCGGCAUCCAAUGCGUCACCAAGGACGCUGUCAUCACUGAAGAUGGCCAGACGAUUCCUCUCGAUAUCAUUGUCUGUGCGACGGGUUACGACACCACCUGCAAGCUCGAUUUCCCUCUCAUCGGCAGAGGAGGCGUCGAUCUCUCGGAGAAAUACGAGCCGUAUCCCCAAACGUACCUAGGUCUCACCGUCGACGGCUUCCCCAACUGGUUCCAGUCCUUCGGCCCCAACGGUGCUCCUGGCGCAGGAUCGUUGGUCCUCGUCCUUGAGAAGCAGGUCGACUACGCAGUGAAGGCAACGGCGAAGCUGCAGCGCGAGCGUCUGAAGAGUAUGGAUGUCAAAAAGGAGGCGGUGAACGACUUCGACGAAUAUCUGGAGGCAUUCUUCCCGACAACAGUCUACGUCGACUCGUGCAAGUCGUGGUACAAAAAUCGCGAAGCUAAUGGUCGCAUUCGCGCACUGUGGCCCGGGUCUAGCUUGCAUAUCGUUCGCGCCCUCGAGCACCCUCGGUGGGAGGACUACUCGUACGAGCCACUCGAUGGAACCCGCAACCGCUUCCACUGGUUCGGCCACGGCGGGACUGUCGCAGACAUGGAUCCCACCCGCGCUGACAGGGCAUUCUAUAUGGAUAACAUCGACUAUCCUCCUAGUAAGCAAUCCUUCGCAUCUUGA
Molecule: messenger RNA, 3669 nt
Organism: Schizophyllum commune H4-8
Lineage: Eukaryota; Fungi; Basidiomycota; Agaricomycetes; Agaricales; Schizophyllaceae
Product: FAD/NAD(P)-binding domain-containing protein
Exons: 25
Coding region: 1-3669 (1222 amino acids)
Molecular function (GO): flavin adenine dinucleotide binding; N,N-dimethylaniline monooxygenase activity; NADP binding
Source: RefSeq, a predicted model, not a curated record